AUGUCAGCAAUCGAUUUUUUUGCUGGAUGUGUCGGAGGUGCUGCUGGAGUCCUAGCCGGGCAUCCGUUGGACACUGUUAAAGUUCGUCUUCAAAUGCAAAGUCCCGGAUCCAAGCUUUAUCAUGGUACUUGGCACUGUUUCAAGCGGAUAAUCCAAAAAGAAGGUUUUGCUGGACUUUACAAAGGUCUUUCUUCCCCUCUCGCUUCACUAACAGCCAUCAAUGCUGUUGUCUUCGGCGUGCAUGGAUUUGUAUGUCGGGAAUUUUCACAUCCAGAUUCGCUUAGGGCACACUUCCUUGCUGGUUGCGCCGCAGGUGUGAUGCAGAGCGUAAUCGCCACUCCCUCAGAGCGAUUGAAGUUGCUGAUUCAGAUCCAAACCGAUAGUGCACGCUCAAAAUAUCAAUCACCUCUGCAUGCUGCUAGAUCGCUAAUUGCACGACAAGGAUUAGGUACUCUUACACGGUUAGUUUGA
Molecule: messenger RNA, 471 nt
Organism: Strongylus vulgaris
Lineage: Eukaryota; Metazoa; Nematoda; Chromadorea; Rhabditida; Strongylidae
Source: the annotation of a GenBank genome assembly